UGCUGGGAGUAUAGAACAACAUCUAAACAUGCUGGUGGGAGACGGGAUCAUGGUGCUGUCGAUCCCGGAGCGAGGAUCAGAGCGGGGCAAACGGACAGGGGUAUGGUCACUUGCAAUUGACAUGCCCCGCAUUGGUGUCAAUUGUUCCCCAACUCCAACCAAACCUCCACUGAAGCUCACAAGUUGUCAUCUCCAUCCAGCCCACGAAAUCUCCAGUUCCCCUCCAACAAACGCAACAGCAACCAGACAUCACCACAUAUAGUUCUUCACUUAGUUGCGCCGACAUUCACCCAUUCUCUCUGACUAAACCUCUACCUUCCUUCCGAAGUGACCAAUAGAUCCCACAAUGAGCGACCAAGAACCGAGGUCUCUCAAGGCCACCUUCGCCGCCGCCGAGGACAAGCGCCUCUCGCUCGAGAACUCGCCACCCAGUCCCUCCGACUACGCCGACACCCUCUCCGCCGCCAUCAAGCUCUACCAAUCCUGCCUCUCCCAGAUCAGCGCCCUCUCCCUCUUCAGCUCCAACGAAGGACUCGAAGACCUCAACACCAACGACCUCCCCUACCUGCUCGUCAACUACCACCUCGCCGAGCUCAUCCAAAAGAUCCCCUCGCCCACUCCCGACCCCACAGAACGGAAGCGCCUCCUCGCCCAGGCCCGCGAAGCCUACGAGCGCUACCUCCACCUGCUCGACAGCUACGAAGGGCUCCUGAACCCGACCUACAAGAAGCUUCUCGAGCGUUACACCGACAGCCCGACCGAGUUCAGCGUCGCCGGCUCGUCCGCCUCGGACCCGAACGCCCGUCGCAACGCCAAGAUCGCCAACUUCAAGGCCGAGAAGGAGCUGCGCCAGAAACUCGCCUACCUGCGACAACGACCCGCGUAUGCCGCCGCCGACCUCGAGCUGGACGAUGACGAGUCAACAAAUCAGAGAGGAGGAGGAGGAGGAGGAAGCACAGGCGACGAGGAAGUCGUCCGCUCCGUCCACCUCGCCCACCUCGAUCUGUGCACACACCUGACCUUCCAAGCGCUUGAAAGCCUCAACCGCGAGCUGGAGGUGCUCAACAUGGCUCCGCGCGAGCCUGCCUCGUUACCGUCGGCGCAACUACGAAACAACCAGGCAGGAGACGCGGGCGCGCAAGACGAUCUACGGCGACGACAAGGAGGAGGCGCGGAUUCGCGUGACUACAGCGACAAGCUCGAUAUGCCGUUUAGUCGGCUGCAGGGGAUACUGGGUGGGAGCGGACCGCUUUUGUCCAAGGAGGGCAGGCCGUUGCGGCCGUUUACGCUGACGGGGACGAGGCAGGAGAUUGCCAAGGGGGUGUUUAGGCCGGGCCAUAAUCUGCCGACUAUGUCGAUCGAUGAGUACUUGGAGGAGGAAAGGAGGCGGGGCGGGAUCAUUGAGGGAGGCGGAGAGGCGAGUUGGAAGGCGGGAGAGAAGGAUCCGAAUGAUGAGGAUGAUCAUGAGAAGCUGGAUGCGGAGACGAUGAAGGCGAGGGCGUGGGAUGAGUUUGUGGAGGCGAAUCCCAAGGGUAGUGGGAAUACGUUGAAUAGGGGGUGAUGGGUCUUGGAAUGGAUUGCGAACGGGCUGUGGAUGAGAUAUAUGGAUUAUAUGAUACCAAACAGUUUGAUAUAGAAUUUGAAGUCGAAACAUCAUAAUCGCUGAUACAUGAUUCUCUCUAGCGACCACUGAUGAUGUCUGACUAUGGCACGAGUAGGUACAACGCCACCACUGGCCAUACUACCUAC
This is a messenger RNA of Neurospora tetraspora, 1749 nucleotides long. RefSeq names its product TAP42-like protein. The transcript has a single exon. Gene Ontology annotation, cellular component: cytosol. NCBI's taxonomy places the organism in Eukaryota, Fungi, Ascomycota, Sordariomycetes, Sordariales, Sordariaceae. The record is from RefSeq and is a predicted model, not a curated record. The coding region runs from base 347 to 1561 and encodes 404 amino acids. Gene Ontology annotation, biological process: regulation of signal transduction; regulation of dephosphorylation. Gene Ontology annotation, molecular function: protein phosphatase 2A binding.